This is a messenger RNA of Parastagonospora nodorum SN15, 2076 nucleotides long. RefSeq lists its product as hypothetical. Lineage: Eukaryota; Fungi; Ascomycota; Dothideomycetes; Pleosporales; Phaeosphaeriaceae. Gene Ontology annotation, cellular component: nucleus. The record is from RefSeq and is a predicted model, not a curated record. Gene Ontology annotation, biological process: protein phosphorylation. The transcript has 4 exons. Gene Ontology annotation, molecular function: ATP binding; protein kinase activity. The coding region runs from base 1 to 2076 and encodes 691 amino acids.
AUGUCGACACCCUCCACGGCCACGGCUACCCUCCCGCCCCAUCAUCAAUUCUAUCCUCACCACCAGUCCUACCAGCCAAACCUGCCGAGUGCGCAGCUCCAGAACGGCGCCGCGAGGAUAGGCAAUUCCAUGUACAACGGCUACGCUAGCGGCACCUCGACAACAGACCACCGCAGGACCGCGACCGCCCACGCCCGCCAGUCCCAGCAGCUGCCACCCAUAUCCACAGGCCCCGCGCCCGACAACUCCAUGAGCGCGCCUGGCUCGGCUGGUCGGCGGCGGAACCCCGACUGGGCUGACUUCUACAAAAACGGCCUCCCCAAAGAGGUCAUCGUGAUUGAUGACGACGACGAAGACCCGGCUCCUCCCCCGCCGCGCCAGCCAGGCCUCACCAGGACCGCGACAAAUGGCUCGGCACGGCACACGGACAAGAAGCGAAAGACGACGGCGUCCACGGCAUACGACCCUGUCUACAAUCAGCAGACAUCCUACUCGACUACCCAAACGCCGUACUACGACUCGCCCAACCACUCCCUCUCCACCGACAGGACCACUUCUGCGCUCAACACGACAGCUGCGACGUCAUUAGGUUCGCAGGUCAGCAAUGGACACCACAUCUCGCCGCUCGACAACAGCGCCGUUGGCCAGAAGCGAAAGCGCACGCGUGCAGUAGCCCAGGACGAGGCCAAGCAGACCAAGAGACGAGAGCUCGACCACGACGACAACCCCUUCAGCCUGUACCAGCCUCCGCCUAACCCAGUAAUCAAGGCGAAGGAUGUUUAUGUGCAGGUUGUUCCGGAUGUAAGGCCCUCAGAACUAUCCUGUGCGCGAUCAGACGCUGACUCAUUGCAGAAGUCCUACACCAAGGACCAGAAGGUCGAUGAUGAGGAUGGCCACUAUAUUGUGGUUCCAGAGGCCGAACUCACCGAGCGAUACCAGAUCGAGAAACUCCUAGGCCAAGGCACAUUUGGUAAGGUCGUUCAAGCCUAUGAUCGAAAGAAGGGCACCAAAUGCGCCAUCAAGGUCAUCAGAUCCGUGCCCAAGUACCGAGACGCCAGUCGCAUCGAGUUGAGAGUCCUCUCAACACUGGCAUCCAACGACAAGCACAACAUCAACAGGUGCAUCCAUCUGAGGGAUUGCUUCGACUUUCGGAACCACAUUUGCAUCGUCACCGACCUCUACGGACAGAGUGUGUUCGACUUCCUCAAGUCGAAUGGCUUCGUGCCGUUCCCCAGCUCGCACAUUCAAAAGUUUGCGAAGCAGCUGUUCACGAGCGUUGCCUUUCUGCACGAUCUGAAUCUCAUCCACACCGAUCUGAAGCCGGAGAACAUCCUCCUCGUAAACAACAACUACCAGACCUUCACAUACAACCGGACAGUCCCUUCCUCAUCAACCACUGUCAACCGCAGCGCGAGACACCGCAAGGUGCUUCUCGACCCAGAGAUCCGGUUGAUUGACUUUGGAUCAGCCACCUUCAAUGACGAGUACCACUCCUCCGUCGUGUCGACACGUCACUACCGUGCACCAGAGAUCAUCCUCAACCUGGGCUGGAGCUUCCCGUGCGACAUUUGGAGUAUUGGUUGUAUUCUAGUCGAAUUCUUCACCGGUGACGCCCUGUUCCAGACGCACGAUAACCUCGAACAUCUGGCUAUGAUGGAGGCCGUGUGCGGAGGCAAGAUCGACCGAGACAUUGUGCGCGCAGUCUACAAGCAAGACCGAGGGUCAUCACGGAACUCUGCCAAUUCUGCUGCAAGAUAUUUCAAAAACUACAAGCUUGACUAUCCAAAUACCGAGACCAACAAGGCGUCGAAGAAAUACGUCAAGGCGAUGAAGAAGCUUCCUGAAACCAUCCCCAGUCAUACCGACUUUAACCGCCAAUUCCUCGAUCUUCUCAGGCAGAUCUUCGUUUACGAUCCCAAGAAGCGUAUAACUGCCAAGCAAGCCUUGCAACAUCCGUGGUUCAAGGAGUCUCUCAUGGACGAUGGUACCGAGGCUCACAAGAUCCGGAUAGAGCGAGAGAAGAAGGCACGGCGAUUAGAACAAGAUCGCCGGUAUCGAGACGAAAGGGCCUACUAG